Messenger RNA from Rhagoletis zephyria (snowberry fruit fly), 777 nucleotides. RefSeq lists its product as uncharacterized. The record is from RefSeq and is a predicted model, not a curated record. Lineage: Eukaryota; Metazoa; Arthropoda; Insecta; Diptera; Tephritidae.
GCCUGGCUAGGUGGCGCACAACAGCUCUAAAGGAUGCUGUUGCGGCCUUAAACUGAAGUGAUAAAAUUUAUUUCAGUUGCAAGCGUAGCUUAGAAUGGAUAAUAAGACAAAGGCGAGCGAAGGUAGCGUAAAUGAGAGAGAACACUACUACAUACUCGUAGUACUAACGACAAACUUUCAUAAUAACAAAAACACUCGCUGAUGCAUAAAAUCGAAUACGAGCAGUAAAAGCUCAUUUGUUGUGUAACAUCAAUUCCGAGAGUCGACCUAGUAUCGGACAACAGAAAUAUACGAAUAAAAUUAGGUUGUAAACUGCACAUGAGCAAGGUGUUUGCAUUCGCUGCUGCCGCAAGAGGAGGCAUUUUGGGCGAUCUCAAAGCAUGUAGUAAUUUGGAAGGUGAUGUCAUUCUUGCCAAAUGGUCAAAUGUAAGGGACUCAUUUAUAAGAUCUUCGAGGAAAAACCGUUAUCAAGGACUAAAGCGAAGCUAUAUAUACAGCGAGCAUCUCCAGUUUUUAUUGAAAUCGAAACAAGAUGACAAAGAUGAUGUUGGGAGCAGUUUCAGUCAGGAUGAAACUGAAUAUGAUAGGUGUGAUUUGGAAGGAUUAUGUGAUCCACUGUCGCCACCGCAGUCUGCUUCAAACUUACAUCAAUGGAAAAGACAGUUGGACGAUGAUAUAGAGCAAGAAGUAGGAAGGAAAUUGAAAAGAGGAAAGCGAUGUGUUGAGCAAUACUCAAAUAAGUCUCAACCCGACAUGAGUUGAUACUAUUGUCUUUUC